This is a messenger RNA of Capsella rubella, 1358 nucleotides long. RefSeq lists its product as uncharacterized. The record is from RefSeq and is a predicted model, not a curated record. Gene Ontology annotation, biological process: defense response to other organism. Bases 335 to 1267 code for a protein of 310 amino acids. The transcript has a single exon. NCBI's taxonomy places the organism in Eukaryota, Viridiplantae, Streptophyta, Magnoliopsida, Brassicales, Brassicaceae.
CCAUGACAUCAAACAUUACUAAAUUUUCUAACCUGUCAAAGAUCUGAAGACAAUGUCUAUUAGGAGAUUUAGGCUUUGGUUUGAAGAUCAUACAACAAACGCCAAUAGUGCUAAUUUUAGCUCAACCAUGGCGGAUUAACUAUUUUUAUCAAACAUGAUUAGUCGUCUUGUCCUUUAACCAAACAAAAACAACACCUAAGAAAGAGACAAAAGAAAUCUUAAGCUUCGUGCAUUCCACUAAUCUCCCUUGUCUUUCUCCAAAUAUUUUCUUGAUUAAUAUCAAAACUAAUCAGAAACAAAAGAGGAGGAGGAGGAGGUGAUCAGAGACACAACGAUGCCUUCUCCUCCGGAAGACGAAACCCAACAACCCAAACCUGAUUCGGUUCGGGGUCCGCCGGGUCAUCAAACUUCCGAACGAGAUACUCAACCACCACCACCACCUACACCACAAUCACAAUCACAAUCACAUUCUCAGCCUUCUCCACCGCAACAGCAACCGUACCCGCCGGUAAUGGGCUAUCCAGGCUACCCUCAAGCCUCUCCAUACCAAAAUUAUCCAAACGCACCUUACCAACAACAAUACCCUUACGCUCAAGCCCCACCCGCUUCAUAUUACGGGUCAUCUUACCCUCCCCAGCAAAAUCCGGUUUACCAAAGACCCGACUCAUCCGGUUUUUUCAGAGGAAUUUUGACCGGUUUAGUCGUAUUAGUCGUCCUCCUCUGCAUCUCCACGACCAUAACGUGGCUCAUCCUCCGUCCUCAAAUCCCGGGUUUCUCCUUAAACAACUUCUCGGUCUCCAAUUUCAACGUAACCGGUCCGGUUUUCUCCGCGCAGUGGACGGCGAAUCUCACGAUCGAGAAUCAAAACACGAAACUAAAAGGCUACUUCGAUCGAAUCCAAGGUUUACUCUACCACCAAAACGCGAUCGGAGAAGACGAUUUUUUAGCGAGUUCGUUUUUUCAGCCUGUUUACGUGGAAACCAAGAAAUCGGUUGUGAUCGGUGAAACCCUAACAGCGGGGGAGAAAGAACAGCCAAAAGUUCCGAGCUGGGUUGUGGAAGAGAUGAAGAAAGAGAGAGAUACCGGAACGUUGACGUUUAACCUGAGGAUGGCUGUUUGGGUUACGUUUAAGACCGAUGGUUGGUCGGCGCGGGAAAGAGGGCUUAAGGUGUUUUGUGGGAAAUUAAAAGUUGCCUUUGAAGGUGUUUCCGGAAACGGUGCCGUUUUGUUGCCUAAGCCUCUUCCUUGUUUGGUUUACGUUUCGUAAUUGUUUCCUUCUUCUUCUUCUCUAUGGAUAUAAUUGAUUCUUGUAUACGGAUUUGAAUGUUUACUAUACAAAUUCAUAGAAAAUUCUUCUG